Molecule: messenger RNA, 1600 nt
Organism: Fopius arisanus
Lineage: Eukaryota; Metazoa; Arthropoda; Insecta; Hymenoptera; Braconidae
Gene: Idi
Product: Isopentenyl-diphosphate delta isomerase
Exons: 2
Coding region: 472-1212 (246 amino acids)
Biological process (GO): isopentenyl diphosphate biosynthetic process; isoprenoid biosynthetic process
Cellular component (GO): cytoplasm
Molecular function (GO): isopentenyl-diphosphate delta-isomerase activity
Source: RefSeq, a predicted model, not a curated record
ACAUCAUGCUAACAGCACACAAGAGUGCACAGUGGCACAUGUGUUGGUGGAUGUAAAAAAAAAGAGGGAUUAUUUUCACAUUCACUCGACUCGUUAAAUAACAAAUACGUGUCCCACUUCGGGGACUUUCACUCAAGACCUGGGGGAAAUAAAUUGAAUUCCAUUCUGCAGUCUUCAGCUCGGGACCUUGAAAAUUCUGGAUGUAUUGGUGCAAUUAGUAACGAUUUGGUGCGUGACAGAAUGUGAGUUUUGACGCACUGGUUCUUUUUUUUUUUAUCUGAGAUUAGUCAGUUGUUUGCUGUUGUAUGUAUCGGGGACCUGGGGUGAGGAUCGAGAGGAGGUGCAUGGAUUUGAGAGAUUAUUCUCGUCGUUAGAUCUGACUGGAGAUUGCACUGGGACUUCAUGUCAAUAAAGAGAACUUCCGAGGACUGACGACGUGUUGUUGAGCUUUUGCAGUCAGUCUAGCUCAGGAUGCUGAAGAUAACGAGUGGCGUGAGGAGUGUCGUGAGGGGUCUCACGUCUUCAGCUGGGAGGAAUGCUACUGCCAGAGUAGCUCCUCUUCAGGAAGCCGCUUUGGAGGAGAGGUGUAUUCUUGUGGAUGAGUUUGAUAAACCCCUGGGGGAUGCCACCAAGAGACACUGUCAUAGGAUCAGUGAGGAUGGGGAAAUCCCUCUUCAUCGCGCUUUCAGUGUCUUUUUGUUUGACAGCAAAGGAGAUCUCUUGUUGCAGAAACGAUCUGCGUCGAAGAUAACUUUUCCUGGUUACUACACCAACACUUGCUGCAGUCAUCCUUUAACAGAGGUACCUGGAGAAUCAGAGGAGGGAGACGCCCUUGGCAUCAGACGAGCCGCCCGGCGAAGGCUAGCUUACGAGCUUGGGAUUCCAGUCAGCGAAAUUCAACCCGAGGAUUUUUUCUACGUCACGAGGAUCCACUACCAAGCGAUGGGGCACGAUGACGUUUGGGGAGAGCACGAGAUCGACUAUGUUUUAUUUCUGAAAAAAAAUAAAAUAACACUGGAUCCUAAUCCAGAUGAAGUCAGUGAAAUCAAGUGGAUUUCCAAGAAGAAUAUCGAGGAAUUCGCGAGUAAUUGUGAAUCUCCGUUAACUCCUUGGUUUGAGUUAAUUCUUAAUCAUAAGUUGCCUCUCUGGUGGGACAAUUUGGAGUGCCUGGAGAGGGUCCAGGAUCACAGGACUAUCCAGCGUUUCGUUUGAUUUAAUCUGACGAAUGCAAAGACUAGAUGGAGAAGGGCGGGCUAAUAUGCACACCAAUUUCAAAUAACCAGUUGAAUUUAAUAUUUAAGAAUAUCUCUGAAUCCACGAGAAAUAUUAAAAUUUUUAUUGUAACCUUUUUUGUUGCUCUCCUUGCACUCUACAAAAAAGGUCUGGAAAAAUUUUCGCUGUCUCUCUUAGGUACAGAGAUAUUCAAAUUUUUGGUUUAGCUAAUCUUUCCACUUAUUUAUCGAAACGUUUUUCCUCAUCAUCUACUUUGCUCCAGGUGUCCAUAUUAGGUCCUUCCCCGUGGUGUUUUCGUUCUCGAACUUUCAGGGCAUUACAAUUGUACCAAUUUUGGUUUUUUAAAUAAAUUUUCCAUGUAAAUAUA